UAGGGUAUAUCUGUUUUCUUGCUCGUUAGCGUUUUACAUAUUAUAAGAUAGAAAUUAAAGUAUAUUUCACGCUCAUUCAGCACCACCAUAUGGAUGUUGCAAAUGUUAACCCGAGCAACAAUGUUGUUGACAUUCUCUCAGCUCCUCGAUUGAGUCGAUAUGAGAGUCAGAAACGUCGUGAUUGGAACACGUUUUGUCAAUACAUAAGAAAUCAUCAUCCUUUAAUGUCACUUCUGCAAUGCAGCAGCAUUCAUGUUCUGGAAUUUCUAAGGUACUUGGAUCAGUUCGGAAAGACUAAAGUCCAUAACCUAAAUUGUCCAUUUUUUGGGAUGCUAAAUCCUCCGGCACCCUGUGCUUGCCCUUUAAGGCAAGCAUGGGGAAGCCUGGACGCUCUUAUAGGGCGUCUUCGUGCUGCUUAUGAAGAACAUGGAGGAAAUUCGGAAAUGAACCCGUUUGGAGCUAAAGCAGUUAAGCUAUUUUUACGCGAUGUUCGUAAUUUUCAGUCCAAGUCUAGAGGAAUUAGCUAUGACAAAAAAAGGAAAAAAUCAAGAAGAAAUCAGAAAAAUAUAAUGGCAAUGAAAGAAGUUGAUCAUCAGAUUCAUGAUGAUAAGAAUGUAGGUGCAAAUAUUGUUAUUGAGUAA
Solanum verrucosum is the source of this 641-nucleotide messenger RNA. Its product is annotated as protein LIGHT-DEPENDENT SHORT HYPOCOTYLS 1-like. Gene Ontology annotation, cellular component: nucleus. Gene Ontology annotation, biological process: mRNA transcription; response to light stimulus. NCBI's taxonomy places the organism in Eukaryota, Viridiplantae, Streptophyta, Magnoliopsida, Solanales, Solanaceae. The record is from RefSeq and is a predicted model, not a curated record. The coding region runs from base 90 to 641 and encodes 183 amino acids. The transcript has 2 exons.